Chara braunii is the source of this 7353-nucleotide messenger RNA. The record is from the annotation of a GenBank genome assembly. Lineage: Eukaryota; Viridiplantae; Streptophyta; Charophyceae; Charales; Characeae.
GCUGAGGGAUAGAGACAGAAAGACCGCGUGGGCGGAAGAAAAGGUACCUGCUACCAGUACCUGUCUGUUGAGUGCAUGCAGGGAGAUCACACAAGUGGGAUAUCACACAAGUAGGAGAUCACACAGGUGGGAGAUCACACAAGUGGAUCGAAGGCGAUAGGCGAAAAGUGUUCUCAGAGGAUUGACAAUGGAAGAAAAGCUUCUUCAUGGGCUUCUGGAGAUCACGAUCUAUGAGGCACAGGGGUUGGAGGAUGCAGAUCGUGAUGGCUUCGUGGGUGGGGUCUUCGUAGUGUAUGUCAGACCUGUCACUGAGCCUAAGGAAGAGGAUAGUUUCAUGGAUCCAGCCAUUGCCAAGCUGCUGGAAGAGUUUAAAGAUCUGACAGAGCCGCCGACAGGAGUAGUGCCGUGGCCAAUCCAGCGCAGGAUAGAGAUAGAGCCUGGCAGUAGAACUCCUACGGGAGCAGUUUACAGGAUGUCCCCUAGGGAGUUAGAGGAGCUGCGCAAGCAGUUGGACGAGCUCCUUGAGAAAGGUUGGAUUAGGCCCAGUUCGUCUCCUUUUGGAGCACCAGUUUUGUUUGUUCCCAAGAGGGAAGGAGAGCUGCGUAUUUGUAUAGACUAUAGGGGUCUGAAUGCAAUCACAGUUAAGAAUGUUGAACCACUGCCCAGGAUAGACGAUCUCUUAGAUCGGGUGCAGGCUUGCAAGUAUUUUUCAAAGUCCGGGUAUCAUCAGAUAGAGGUCCACCCUGAUGACCAGUACAAGACUGCUUUCCGGACUAGAUAUGGGCAUUAUCAGUUCAUAGUGAUGCCCUUUGGACUGACCAAUGUGCCAGCUACAUUUCAGCGAUGUAUGGAUGAUCUGUUUAGGCCGUGGUUGGAUAGGUUUGUCGUAGUGUACUUAGACGACAUCUUAGUGUUCAAUAGGACCCUCCAAGAACACCAGGGUCAUUUGAGGCAGGUCUUGGAGAAGCUGAGAGAGGCUAACUUCAAGAUCAACGCAAAGAAGUGCGAGUGGGCCAAGACACAAGUCUUGUACUUGGGCCACGUGUUAGACGGAGAUGGCAUUAAGCCUGAGGACAGUAAGAUAGUGGCGAUUAGAGAUUGGCCAACGCCCCGCACAUUGACUGAGUUGCGAUCGUUCCUAGGUCUGGCUAACUACUAUAGGAAGUUUGUGAGGAACUUCUCGACUAUCGCCGCUCCCCUUCGCAGGUUGCUCAAGAAAGAGGCAAUUUGGCAGUGGGAUAGAGAUUGUAUGUCUGCGCUAAAGAAGUUAAAGCGCGCGUUGAUGGAGUACCCUGUCCUCAAAGUAGCAGAUCCGUCCUUGCCAUUUGUCGUCACCACGGACGCCUGUCGGUAUGGUAUAGGCGCCGUGUUACAGCAGGACGACGACAAUGGCUAUAGACCCGUAGAGUUCAUGUCAGCGAGGAUGCCCUCAGAGAAGGUAGCUACCUCGACGUACGAGAGGGAACUCUACGCUCUCAGGCAGGCUUUAGAGCAUUGGAAGCAUUACCUGCUUAGGAGGCACUUCAAAGUGUAUUCAGAUCACGAGACUUUGAGGUGGCUGAAGACACAGGCCAAAAUGACACCUAAGUUGACUAGGUGGGCCGUUGAGAUAGACCAAUACGACUUUGAGCUCAAGCCUGUUAAAGGCAAGUACUAUGUGGUUGCGGAUGCUCUAAGUAGGAGAUCAGACUACUUUGGAGCUAUAGUUCACUAUCUGGACAUGCGGAGUGACCUGCAGGAGAAAGUUAGACAGGCGUAUGCGCAGGACCCAAUUUAUAGCAACCUCCUCAAGAGAGUCAAGGAGGCCCUAGAGACUGGACCAGAUUGCCGCACUAAUGUCGUAGACCGUCUGUGCGUUCCCAACAGCGAGGAGAUCCGUAGUCUGAUCUUAGGGGAAUGCCACGACACAGAGGGACACUUCGAUUAUCUAGGUGCGCUGAUUUUCGAGUUUGGCCUUUCUGAGAACGUAACUCGAUCGUUGGGGGAAGCCUACAAGGAAGACCCUAUCACAAUGGACAUCAUCAACAAACUGGAGGCCAAAGACAAGGCCACCACUGACGAGUUUGAGAUGGUGGAUGGGUUACUCUUUCUUGAGAAGGCAGGGCUUAAGAGAGGAAGGGGGAGGGUUGGAGGUAGGAAGGGAAAGUGGUCUAACUGCGGGAGAUAUUGGAUGAAUACUAACCAGGGUGGGCAGUCGUCGCAGUUCAGCGAUAUGAGUGGUGCGCCGUUUCAAGGGCCGGGCGGACAGAAUGUGGCGCCACCCGGAGUUGUGUACCAAGCGCCUGGAGUAUUGAACCAAGCACCACCUGGGAAUGCUUCCCAGCAUUUCCAUGAACCUUCGAACUGUGGACCGGUACCAAUGAUGUCGGCAAUGGCGGGACCGACUAUGAUGCCAUACCCGCCAUAUCAGCCUGCGGGCUGGGGCUUUCAGAAUUGGCCUGCUCGUGGGCAAUGGCAGGUGCCGAACCUGCCUGCCUUCAAUCAACAGCCUGCUGUUAACCAGCAGCCUGCUCAAGGGCAAGGGGCGGAUCGACCUCCAAACGAUCGACAGCUGGCAGCAGGGAAAGGGCGAGCGGCGAAUGCUUUUCCGGGUCCGGGGAAUAGAGCUUACUUCACAAAGGAGUAUAUGGAUAUACUGGAGGGUAUCAAAAUGGAUAAGGCACUAGAUGAGGCAAAGAAGAAGGUGGCUGGUGGUAGGCGAUCAGGGAUCAGGAUUGUUGACCUGACUGAGGAACCUAGGAGAGAGGUUGUGCAAACUGUUGAUAAGACGAAUGAGAUGCGAGCGUGGAUUACGUCUACGCUGGGUCAAUCAUUAAUACUUAUCUCUGAUAAACUCGAGGACGUAGACAAGCGGACUAAGCUUGCGCAAGAUGAGAAGGCGGAGUUGGAAAGGCUCAGGGAUGAAAAAGAGAAGUUGGAAAAAGAAUUGGAGAUGGAGUGUUCGAGCAAUGAGAAACGGAAGCGGGAUGGUGAGCGAACCCCGGCGGAAGCCUCCCCUCGAGUGAACCGGGUUAAGUCCAGAAGGCGGGGUAGUGCGAAGGUAAAAGCGAGAGCGAGGAGAAUCGAGAUAUCGGAGGAUGAAGGGGCUGCUGAGGGCUUGUGUGACGUGAAGCAGAACCUGGAUGCAAAGCUUGAAAAGAAGAGCGAGUUGUCGGACAUCAAGAAGUUACUUAUGGCCUUGGUGCAUGAGGUGGGAGAUCAGAAAGGGAAAGGUCCUGCGCAGGAAAGUCCGAAGCCAGUGCCUCAAACGGAAGAUGAAGAUGAAGACCUCGUUCAAAACGGGCAGAGCGAAGAGGCUGAGGCUGAAGAGGAUGAUGAAGGGGGGCUCGCUGCGUACAUGAAGAUGCGCGUUGAAUUCUACAAUUCACUCCACUACACGCGUGUCCAAGAAAUGUGCAAACAGAAGGGCGUCCAGUACUAUCGAAAGGACCUGGGCGCCUGGGAGCUCGCGAGAAUUGACCUCCAAGAUUAUGUGGACCUCAUCAAUACAGACAAGCCUUCGAAGAUUGGAGAAUCAUCGCGUAUGCACGGCGAAGACCUUCUCAUGAUUCUCAAGCUGCUAACUAAACGUGGUGUGAAAGGACCUGUGCCGGUUAGAAAUAACCAAGGUGGCCGAUGGUUGAAAGCAUGGCGGCUUGUGUCCGUACUGUUUGGUUAUUCAAAAAUUGAGAAGGAUGGUGUGAAGUGGCUGCUAAAAGAUGCAAAGUGUGUUAUUGAGGAGGGCGGUGAUUGGUAUGAUGAAUUGAAGCUUACAAGGAUUGCAAAAUGGGAUAUGAAUGGGGAACUGCUGCAUGCCUAUAUCAUCACUAAGGACAAAGACAAACGCAAAAAGAGGCCGAUUGUGCCGUCGUAUGGGAGCCCCUUUAGGGCCGCAUCCGGGAUUCUAUCCACCUCCUUGAACUUCUUGAUCAAGAAGACUAGAGUACCGCACUUCAACUUGCAAUCUAUUGAGAACCUUAAAAAAAAGGUCCUGAGGUCGCUGGGUGAAAUGUCGAGAUUUAUCACCGGGAAAAGGUACAUUGACGACCUAUUUAUCGGAGCCCUGUUUUCCAGGCAAGACCCCGAUGGUGAAAGAAUUGCGGAAGAAUGUCUGGAUAAGGUAGCUGAGUGUUACCCACCGGGCCUGAAACUUGAACGUACCGACCCCGGGUUGGGGGUCCUGGAUUUCCUGGAGACUAGGAUUGUGAUCUCCGAAGCCCCGGCGGCAAUACUGAUGUCCCACAAAUUCAAGAACGCGGCUGCUAUCUGGGAAGAGCAGCCCCUGCCAUUUCGAACCUACAAAGAUUUCGCUUCGCAUGGCCCGAAGGCGGCCAAAUUCGCGACUAUUGCAAAUACGAUACAGCAUAUUACACUGAUGAACAUGUUGGGAGUUUGUCAAAAGAGUGAUGCGUAUGCGACAGUGGAACUGCCCCCGAAGGCGAUUGUCGCCCGCACUCGCAUCAUCAAAAACUCCCUGAACCCUGCUUGGAACGAGAAGUUUUGGAUAGAAGUUGCCCACCAGACGACGGAGGUUCGCAUCCAUGUGAAGGACAACAACCAGGUUGGCACGACUAAGUUGGGAGCAGCACGAAUUCCUGUGGAGACCCUGUUGACUGAGGAGGAGACAGAGGAUUGGUUUCCACUCUACAAGGAAGAUGAGCAGACCGGAGGUACGAUCCGCUUGAAGAUCAGAUUCAUCUCCAUCGACACAUUGAAGAACUGUUACGGAAGAUUUGGGCAGAUGCACAAACAGACGGGUGUCCCAUAUACCUACUUCCCUGAGAGGUCUGGCCACCGAGUCACCCUGUAUCAGGAUGCGCAUGUCCUUAACAGUUUCGUCCCACACAUAGAGCUGGAGGACUAUGCCACCUAUCAGCAGCACAGGCUCUGGGAAGAUGUCUACAAGACAAUUGUGGAAGCAAAGCACUUUAUAUACAUCUGUGGAUGGUCUGUGUACUACAAAGUACAACUUGUUCGUGAUGAAGAGAGAAUGAUUCCUGGUGCGGAGGGGCUGACGCUGGGUGAUCUGCUCGUAAGAAAGGCGGAGGAGGGAGUGAAGGUGCUGCUCCUAAUCUGGGAUGAUCGCACUUCGGGAGUGCUUGGCUCAGCUGGACUCAUGGCCACACACGACGAAGCGACGGCAGAAUUCUUCAAGGACACUGCUGUCAAUUGUGUCCUAUGUCCUCGCAAUCCCGACGAGGACCUGAGUCAUGUAGAAUCUGUUCAGAUUGGGUUGAUGUUUAGUCACCACCAGAAGCUCAUGGUUGCAGAUGCUCCACUGGAGCCAGAAGGAUCUGGUGAGCAGAGAACUGUUGUCUCUUAUGUUGGUGGAAUUGACUUGUGUGACGGCAGGUUCGAUACCCCGGACCAUCCCCUGUUCCGAACGCUGGACACGUGGCACAAGGAAGACAUGCAUCAACCGAAUUUCGAGCCCCCCGCAUCUAUUGACCAGGGGGGUCCUAGGCAGCCUUGGCACGACAUUCAUGCGAAGGUGGAGGGCCCUGUGGCGUGGGACAUCCUCCACAACUUUGAGCAGAGAUGGCGCUCUCAGAUGUCCGAUGAAAUUCAUGAACUCUAUAGUCUUGAUGAAAACCAGCAUCUUUUCCAGGCAGCUUAUUCGCCGCUUCUCCCCUUGGAUGACCCGGAAGCAUGGAACGUCCAGUUCUUCCGAUCCAUCGACAGCGGUUCCGUCCAUGGAUUCCCCGAUGAUCCUGCGGUUGCAGGAGAACAUGGUCUUGUCAGUGGAAAGAAUGUCACGGUUGAGCGCAGCAUUCAGGAUGCGUACAUUCACUCGAUCCGACGGGCAGAACAGUUCAUCUACAUUGAGAACCAGUACUUCCUAGGAAGCUGUUUUGCAUGGGAAGAGGACCAGACUGUUGGCGCCAUUCAUACUGUACCGAUUGAGCUGGCACUGAAGAUCGUGAGGAAAAUUGAUGACAAUGAGCCGUUUGCGGUGUACAUCAUUCUGCCGAUGUGGCCCGAGGGUGUUCCUACAGAUGGGCCGCAGCAAGAGAUUCUAAAAUGGCAGCACCACACCAUGCAGAUGAUGUACAAGAUGAUCGCCGAAGCCAUCGCCAGAAAUAGGCUUGGCGCGAAACCCACAGAUUAUCUCAAUUUCUACUGCUUGGCGAAUCGCGAGGCACCUGUCGAUGAGGAGUACUGUCCUCCCAAUCCAGUUUCAGAGGAUGGGCAUUACAAGAACAGUCAGGAGAACCGUAGGUUCAUGAUCUAUGUGCACUCGAAGAUGAUGAUUGUCGAUGACGAGUUCAUCAUUGUCGGAUCUGCCAACAUCAAUCAGCGUUCCAUGGAUGGCGGCCGAGACACGGAGUCCGCGAUCGGUGCGUACCAGCCUUAUCAUACGUACGCGUACCGGGAUGAGCUGCCGAGGGGGCAAGUUCAUGGCUUCCGGAUGUCGUUGUGGGCAGAGCACACAGGUGGGAUUGAGGAUAUUUUCUUGGAGCCUUCUUCAAUCUUGUGCGUCGAGAGAAUGAACGAGAUCGCACAUCAGAAUUGGGAAGAGUACCUGGCAGAAGACCCACAGGACCUUGAGGGUCACAUCAUACCAUAUCCAGUUGUUGUUGCCGAGGACGGUACUGUGGAGGCCUUGCCCGACAUGGCCAAUUUCCCGGACAGUGCAGCGUCCAUUCUGGGCGAGAAGAUGUCCCUUCUGGAUAUUUUGACGACUUAGUUUCUCGAUCGGGUAAGGGAAGCAUGACAGCCAUAGAGCCAUUUUGAGGUUGCAAUCAUCUCUUCUGGCUAUUCUGAGGACGUAGUUUCCCAAUUGGGUAAGGAAGUAUGAUAGCCAUAUAGCCAUAUAGCCAUUUAGCCAUUUUGAGGUAGCAAUUGGCUAAGGGAGCAUCACAGCCAUAGAGCCAUUUUGAGGUAGCAAUGAUUCAUUGAUUCAGACCAUAGCCAAACUGAAGAAGGGAUGAUGGAAUCUGUAGGUCACGUAAAUAAUAAACCUAUUUAUCAUUGGUGAAUGCAGUUGAAGAAAGGUCAUGCAGAAAACAACGGAUUUUUCUGGAAGCAAGAUUUGUGCCCGUGAUGGGAAGCUGUGAGAGCAGAGAGCGUUAGGGAAGAGGCUUCCCAUCGACGUGUUGGUCGAGGAAUGCAGGUCUCCACCUGUAUGUGUAUUGUGAGAUGGUCAUGAGGAGGACGGAGGUGUGUGCAAAUCCAUGAACAGGUAUUUAUGUAUGCUCGUGCAUCUAUUCAUCUGUUUUUGGCUUGCGUUUGAGUAUUUGUCUGAUCUGGUAGGUCGGCACUUUUUCGAACGGCAUUCUGUGGAAAUGUAGGUAAAGUUUUUCACAGCGUUAUCAGGAACUGUUUUAGUCAUUGUAAAACGCUUGGAAAAAGAAAUGAACAUGAAAAACAAGU